Magallana angulata is the source of this 1194-nucleotide messenger RNA. RefSeq names its product placenta-specific gene 8 protein-like. Bases 224 to 682 code for a protein of 152 amino acids. The transcript is spliced from 4 exons. NCBI's taxonomy places the organism in Eukaryota, Metazoa, Mollusca, Bivalvia, Ostreida, Ostreidae. The record is from RefSeq and is a predicted model, not a curated record.
UUUUAUAUUUGUUUGCAAAUUCCGUCCAAAUUGUGAGUUAUGUUUAUAAAUUGUAACGCAUUCCAGAAUUUGGGCGCUUUACACGUGUGUCGGUAAUGCUAUCUGCCUUGGUUCAGCGUCGGCAUAGUUAUGAGAUCACCGAUCGUCUGCUUACAUUCCAAAUUUUAGAGGAAAGGAUAUAAUACAAAGAAUUAUACUCCUCUAACAAAAGAGAAGAGAAGGAAUGGAAUCUAAUAACCAGAAGGAGAACAUAGUAAUGACAGGGGGUUCUUUCACAACUAGUGAUGACACAGACUCGGUUAUCACCGCCCAACCCCGCAAAACGUCGCGUAUGGAGACUGGAAGUCGAGCUAAAGCUAUAGAUGCAGGAAGGACAAUUUUCGAUGACGCACACUGUGAAAGAGACUGGGCCAAUGGACUCUGUCAGUGUAAAGGUGACGACAAAAGGCACUGUUGCUGUUACGUUUGUUGCUGGCCUUACCUAAAAUACAUAAUAGCAACACGGUUAGGGGAAACCCCUUUUAUGGCACUUAUACCGUGUGCAGUGUUCGCCCUCAGAAUCAAAGUCAGAACAUUAUUUGGUAUCAAGGGAUCAUUAGUAAAGGAUUUCUUCACUUCUCUGUGUUGUGAACCAUGCGCUGUAUGUCAGAUGAACAGAGAAUUGGACCAGAUAGGCAUGUGAUUUUGAAUUUCCUCAACUGUCAUAUUUCAUUUAUCCUAAUUGCAUAGUUGUAAUUUUCUUUCGAUUUUAUUUUAUCAAUGUUCAUAUGACAUGUGCUUGCUCAUAUGUAGUGAUAUCCUUCUAUCAUUGGUUUCUAAGACAUGCAAUAUUUCAGAUCUACAUUAUUGUAACUGUUAAAUAUAUGUUCAUAUUUUUUACAUGCAUCUUUUUGUGCUUAAAUCGGUUAUGUAUUUUCAACUGUCAACAAACACAUUAUUAUUAUAUAAAAUACGUUUAUACAUAUCAUUGUACAUGUUUUUUUAGAAGAAAAAAAAUAAAAAAUACUUGUUGCAGUAAUAAAUCUAUUUAUUACCAGUCAAGAGUAUCAGUAAUGAGAAAUAUUGAACAGAAUAGAUUUUGUCUUUGUAUGAAAGCAAGGUUUUCAUUUGGAAAAAGUUUGGUGGUUUUUUUUUAAAUUCAAAAUGUUUUGUCUUUAAUUAAUAAAUCAAUGAUUUUAUGGGUUUUUUUCUUAU